Molecule: messenger RNA, 1625 nt
Organism: Globicephala melas (long-finned pilot whale)
Lineage: Eukaryota; Metazoa; Chordata; Mammalia; Artiodactyla; Delphinidae
Gene: ATP6V0D1
Product: ATPase H+ transporting V0 subunit d1
Biological process (GO): vacuolar transport; proton transmembrane transport; vacuolar acidification
Cellular component (GO): early endosome; lysosomal membrane; proton-transporting V-type ATPase, V0 domain
Molecular function (GO): proton-transporting ATPase activity, rotational mechanism
Source: RefSeq, a predicted model, not a curated record
CACCUGAUGCGCUUGACAGCCCGCUGCGGGCGCCGCGUCAGCUGAUCUUGGAGUUGUGCUGCGUGCCGGCAGGUCCGGGUCCUCCGGUCCAGCCGCCCCCGCCGCAGCCAUGUCGUUCUUCCCGGAGCUUUACUUCAACGUGGACAAUGGCUACUUGGAGGGACUGGUGCGCGGCCUGAAGGCCGGGGUGCUCAGCCAGACGGACUACCUCAACCUGGUUCAGUGCGAGACGCUCGAGGACCUGAAGCUGCACCUGCAGAGCACCGACUACGGCAACUUCCUGGCCAAUGAGGCAUCACCGCUGACAGUGUCCGUCAUCGAUGACCGGCUCAAGGAGAAGAUGGUGGUGGAGUUCCGCCACAUGAGGAACCAUGCCUAUGAGCCGCUCGCCAGCUUCCUGGACUUCAUUACUUACAGCUACAUGAUUGACAACGUAAUCCUGCUCAUCACGGGCACGCUGCACCAGCGCUCUAUCGCCGAGCUCGUGCCCAAGUGCCACCCACUAGGCAGCUUUGAGCAGAUGGAGGCCGUGAACAUCGCACAGACGCCCGCCGAGCUCUACAAUGCCAUUCUGGUGGACACGCCCCUGGCGGCUUUUUUCCAGGACUGCAUCUCAGAGCAGGACCUUGAUGAGAUGAACAUCGAGAUCAUCCGAAACACGCUGUACAAGGCCUACCUGGAGUCCUUCUACAAGUUCUGCACCCUGCUGGGUGGGACCACAGCCGAUGCCAUGUGUCCCAUCCUGGAGUUUGAAGCAGACCGCCGCGCCUUCAUCAUCACCAUCAACUCCUUCGGCACAGAGCUUUCCAAGGAGGACCGUGCCAAGCUCUUUCCGCACUGCGGACGGCUCUACCCUGAGGGCCUGGCCCAGCUGGCUCGGGCUGACGACUACGAGCAGGUCAAGAACGUGGCCGACUACUACCCGGAGUACAAGCUGCUCUUCGAGGGUGCGGGCAGCAACCCUGGAGACAAGACCCUGGAGGACCGAUUCUUCGAGCAUGAGGUGAAACUGAACAAGCUGGCCUUCCUGAACCAGUUCCACUUUGGUGUUUUCUACGCCUUUGUGAAGCUCAAGGAGCAGGAGUGUCGCAACAUUGUAUGGAUCGCGGAGUGCAUCGCCCAGCGCCACCGAGCCAAGAUCGACAACUACAUCCCCAUCUUCUAGCACCCUGGCCCAAGGCUCCCCACAAGUGUGUGUGCGCGCCUGUGUGUCUGCGUGUGCUGUGACAAAGCUCACGGCUCACCUAUGUGCCCUGGGGGGUAGCACACUGUCCUAGUGGCUGCCCAGCUUCCCUGACCCUCUCUGAGACUGCUCUUGGGCCUGAAAAGGGGCUGGGCACCUGCUCCCCCCACCAAGGAUGGACCAAGCCCCCCACCUCCAGAGCAAGGAGGCCCCCUCAGCCCUGUGUUUACAGCCGCUGACGUAUCUGAGAAGCAUGUGGUCACUUUUGUGUUCCUCCCUAACCUGAGAACCCCUGGGGGCAGCGUGAACCUCCUCUUCCCUCAGCGGGUCCCCCAGAGCCGUGGCGCAGGGGCAGGAUAGAGCGUGCGUGUCCUUGGGGAACAGGGGAAGUAGCUCUGCCCCUCUGAGACAAUAAAAACUGCCCUCUCUAAGCCCAGCUGUC